CUUUACAAGAGCCAGGGAUUGUUUGUUUUGUGCUAAAACUUCAAGUUCCUAGAGCAAGCGAACACUCUGCAUGGCAAUACUUGAUUGAAAACUGGGGGAUAGAAGCAAGUUCCUAGAAAAUUCUGCAACCAACCCUAGUCCGGAUAGGCUGGGGGGGGAGACGAGCUUCUUGCCAAGUUCCCAGAGCUGCUGCUCUCCCCUCUUUUGCUUCCUUGGCCGUGGUACCCUGGAUGCAGACCUUGCAGGGUGAGGAGAUUGGGCUGGGAGCUGCAAACAGAGGGUGAAGGUUGGGUGCUGGCUGGAGCAGAAGAAGGAAAUGGCAUUGGCACUGCAGUACAUGGGGCCCUGUGAGGUCCCAGGGUGCGUUCUGGUACCCGCUGGGACACGGGCAUGGAGCUGCUGUACUUGCAGCUUGUAGCUUGGACAGGACACAUGGAGCAGAACACACAGCUUUUGGGAUGCUGAAGUGGUGCUGGAGGGUAGACGGCAUUCCCUAGCAGCUCUGGCAGGAAACCUGUAACAAAGUUGGCCAGGACCUUUCAAAAACUCCAAUGUUUUGGCACAAAACAACCUAACUCAGAAACUAUGACAGCCUGAAACCUCCCCACUAGUUGCUCCAGCUCCGUGGGAGCAGACUCAUGUGCUGGUGAGCUAGGAAAUUCCAGGUAGCUCUGCCUUUCCAUGACACAGGGUGCUGGCACACCCUUGCUACACAUCCACGACGCAGGGGACCAGCGGCUGCAGAGGGGAAAGUGAUAUUUGUGCAGUGGGGAAUGGCAGGUGUUCUGAGUGAGGCUGCAGCCACCAGCGGGGACCUCAGGGAGGGACCUAGGAUGGCAGUGGUGAUGGGGCAGAAGGUGCUGGUUUCCUGCAGGCAGCUGAAGGGUGAGGGGUCGGAGCUGGAGCUGCCCCAUGGCUUCCCCGGCUGUGCGGGGCCCGGCUCCAAGGAACACGGGUCUGGAAGAGGCUGUGCUGGGCUGCGCCAGGGCUGUGUGCUCUUGCCAGGCCUGGCGGCAGCGCUGAUUGUUUCCAUGUUUGCUGCGCUGCCAAACAGCAUCAGGGAGGAGGAGAGGGAAGGAGGAAAGGGGGAGAGCCUGGAGCAGGGCUUUGUGGUGGGAGAGGGGUCAGUGGGAGCUGGGGACUGCGAGCCCUGCACUGAGGUGGGGCAGCACUGUCCGUUGCCAUUGGGGUCAAAGCACAUUGCAGGGCACAAACACAGACCAGACCCCGCUGUGUCCCCGUGGGGAGAAGGACAAAUACCCCCGUUAGGCUCUAAGUGACUUCGACACGGAACGAAGCCAGAAUCCGUAUCUGCAAGGACCUCAGCCAGCGAGGCCCUCUGUGGCACCGCCCCACCGCCAUCUUGGUUGGGGGCGCCGCCAUCUUGCUUCCGGGCAACGCCGCCAUCUUGGUUGCGGGCGGUGGGGCGGGGCCGUGAGGAGUUGCGGGGCUGGGCCGGGAUAAAGUCCAUCCUUCUCCCCUGCACCCAGUUCUGGCGGUCCUUAGGGUGCCUUGUAGCCGUGUUGGGGCCCUUUAGGAAGGGCAGGGCUUGGGGGCACGGCCGGGGCCGCUGGGCUGAGCGUGUUUCUGCAGACGGGAGCAGAGAUGGAGGCCCCGGAGCUGUUUGCCACAGCCGUGCCCGAGGAGCAGCUGGAGGGCGGCCGGGAGAGAGCCCUGCGGAGGAUCUUCGGGCCCAGCCAGUGCCUGCGCAGUGUGGAGAGACCCAGGGGUGUGGGAUCCCUUCCCGCCAUUGUGCAGGGCAGGAUGUGGGAGCACUGGCAGAAAGGAAGGGACUUCUCCUCUAGUGACCGGUGGGAGGAAGCCAUCAUCUGCUACACAAAAGCCAUCAGCCUCGAUCCAUGGCGGGCAGAGCUGUAUGAGCAGCGGGCAGAGGCUUUCCUCCAGCUUUGUGACUUCCAGUCGGCCGUGCUGAACUUAAGGAAGGUGCUUGUGUUGGCACCUGCACGGGAGCAGCACUGCCUGGCUCGUCUGGCUCUUGUCCUUGACCUGCAGGGCCAAUGUCUGCUGGACCAGGAGCUCUACAGUGAGGCCCUGGAGGCCUUCACACAGGCAGCCGAGCUGCAGCCUCACUGCAGGGUGUUCCGCCAGAGAAGCAUGGUGUGCCUUGCUGCCCUCGGUGAGUUCCCAGAGUUCCUACAGAUGCUUAACAGAGAACUGGAGGAGGAUGUGAGGAAUCCUGAUGCGUAUGUGCUCCGUGCCUUCUUCUACAACCGCUUUGAGCAGCUGGCCCUGUGCCACCAGGACAUCCAGCGGGCCCUGAAGCUGGAGCCACAGCACAGAGCUGCCCAGGCUUUGUGGCACAGGCUGCUGAGACAAGGCCAGGAGGCUAAGUCCCAGGCGGUGUUGAAGGCCCUGUGUGGGGACCUGCAUGGGGCCCUGUACAAGAUCAGCUUGGCUAUUGAGAGUGACCCGUUGGCUGCCGAAUUCUUCACCCUCAGAGGGACUCUUCUCCGACUGCUCAAGAACUUCAGUGCGGCCAGCAAGGACUUGGCCAGGGCGAGAGAGCUGAGCACCGUGGGGAGCCCAGAGGCCCGGGAGGCUCAGCGGCAGUUGGUGCUCACCUACAAUGAUUGUGCCGUGCACUGCUAUGCCCUGGGCCGACUUGAUGAGGCUGUGAAGCUCCUUGGUGAAGCUCUGCGAGAUGAGAGGAUGGAGCAGGGAAUCUACGCCAAUAGAGGAGAAUGCUUCUUUCGCCUGGGGGAGCUGGCCUACGCUCUGGCAGAUUACCAGCAGGCCCUGGAGCUGAGUCCAGGGAACCGUGUUGUGCAGGGACGCAUUGCAGCCGUGUUGCACGAGAAGGGCCGGCAGGACUUGGCAGCCAGGCGGUUCCUGGAGGCAGAAGCUUGCUUCUCUAUGGCCAUUGAGCACGACCCCCGAGAAGCCCUGUACUACCUGGACCGUGCCAUGGCCAAGUGGUGUCUAGGGAAGGUGGAGAGUGCGAGGGAGGAUGUUGCACUCAGUCUGUGGCUCAACCCCACGGAUAGUAAGAUCCUUUCCCUUGCACGCCACCUCUUUCCAAGAAAGACUGUCCAGGCUAUCCUGAGGAGCGAGACUGGACGCCUUGCCCAACAAACCUUGGAUAAAAUACUUCAGUGUCCUCCAAGACUUCCAUCUGAUGAUGCCUGAUGGACAGAAGCAGUAGGUCCCCACAUAAGUGGCACUCCCAUGAAGCUGAGCAGAGCUGGUCCAGCAAAAGCCUGCAAGGUCUGAAAAGCAGGAGGAUGUGAAAGAAGCUCAAGAGCUCAUAGCACCAACUCCUCGGCCUGCUGUAGAAAUCACCCCUGAAUAAAAGUAUUUCAGAAAAAUCAUUAGCGGCACCACGGUCUCCCCCGGAGGUAGCACUGAACUUUUUUGUAGCUCAAGGAAACUUUACUGUAAUGUUGAGGGUGUUCACCAGUCAGCAGUGCAGCAGUCAGCACCAGCAUCGUCACAUGGUACCAAGGAACUGAGGUACUGCCAAGAUGGCUUUUCAAAAUGCUAAAAUGAUGUAUUAAAAAAAAAUAAUUCUU
Molecule: messenger RNA, 3530 nt
Organism: Numida meleagris (helmeted guineafowl)
Lineage: Eukaryota; Metazoa; Chordata; Aves; Galliformes; Numididae
Gene: TTC16
Product: tetratricopeptide repeat domain 16
Exons: 12
Coding region: 1606-3147 (513 amino acids)
Molecular function (GO): protein binding
Source: RefSeq, a predicted model, not a curated record